AUAAACUUGCAACACGGUCGCAUGCAGCACAUUCAACACGCAACACUCGACGCAAGAUGAGCAUCAGCACAUUUAACUUUCAGUUCUACAAUUACAAGCUGCCUGCCGCGAUGCCGCAGCUGAAUGCGGCCAACAGCUUCAGCGAGCUGGAAAUGGACAUUGACGAGGAGGAGGAGCAGCAGCUGCAGCAGACGCCGCCGCCGAUUACAUCCACCCCAUUGCCAGCGCCGCUCGCCAAGCCCCGUUACACCAGCGCGCUGUCUUUGGCAGUCGGCAGUCCCGAUGUCAGCAAAACGCCAACGCCAUCGCUGCGUCCGCAGCUGCAUCGACCGCAGAAGCGCUGGUCCAUGGAAUUGCGUGAAAAAGUCCUGGAAAUGUCCAAGCGCAACAAUGCCUCCGAUGAGAAGCUGUCGUCGCCACCGCAGCCGCAGUCGCAGCCGCAGCCACAGCCGCUGUCAGCGGAUUGCAAUGCCACAUUCUGCGCCAGCAGCGAGCAGCCCGAUGAGCCCGCAGCGGUGAUCACGCGCAGCGUCAGCGACAAAAUCAACUUCUUCAACAGGCUAACCAACACCUACGAAUCGUCCAGUGGCCACUGCUCGAGCAAGAACAGCAAUCACUUCAUAUCGCUGCUGCGAUCGAGCCGCCCACAGGGCGUGGCCACCAUGGGCAGCAAUGGUGUGGUGCCGCCGCCAAAGCCCAAGCGUCUGGGCAGCACACCCUCGACGCCCAACAACACAGCGGCGCAACAUUCGCUGUUUGCCACGCCCACUGCCAAACCGCCCAGCAACGGAGGCAGCAGCAUACAACGAAAGAGCUCGCUGCGCCGCAAGCCCUCAGUGGAGAAAUCCCGAGCCACCAUUGCCCGACAGAAUUCAAAUGCAACGCUGCGACCGCAACGACAUGCCAUGAUGGAGGACCUGAGCCUCGUAGUGCCCGUCCGGCUACGCAUUGCCGAGUACGAGCAGCGCAUCUCGAUGAGUGCAUAGUGCACAGGAAUGAAGCCAAUGACGCCACGCCCUACAUCCCCCCACACCCAUCUGAGUCUAUGGCAUGUUGGAUGGACGGGUCAAACUAGU
Molecule: messenger RNA, 1076 nt
Organism: Drosophila arizonae
Lineage: Eukaryota; Metazoa; Arthropoda; Insecta; Diptera; Drosophilidae
Gene: bnk
Product: bottleneck
Source: RefSeq, a predicted model, not a curated record